GUCCGUGCCUAUAAUAUUGUAGGGAGACUAAUAAAGGAGGUGUGUAUUUUGGUUUGGGCCUGUACUUUGUCAGAUGUCUUUCACCAGGCAUUAAGUAAGCGCUGUUGGACUCUACCGGAGUGGACUCAAUUAGUUUCCACGCAGGAGGAGAGACGGAAAAUUUUGACCUGUUAUGCAUCAGAGAGGAAAAAUUGAGGUGAAACACUGGACUCACAGCUUAAAAACAAAAAUAGAUUUAACCAGAAGAAGCUUUACGCUUUAAAUGUCUGCAGUGACUUAUGUCCUGGUUCCCUGAAGAAGCUAGGUCAAUUUUGCAACAAGAGAUACCAUAUUUGGUUUUCUUGGAGCUUGCAUCAGUUGGUUGCAUAAUUGCAUAAUUCCUGAGUGGAAGAAUUGCCGUUGCAAAGAAAAAUAAGGUCCAGCGUUUGUCCAGCAGAAAGAGGGAUUCUUGCAAAGCACGGAAACCAGGCAUCGCAGAACAGGUUUGCCCAGGUCUCUUCGAGACCCGAGCAGGAACCUAAGAAUAAAAUCUGUUUUUGUCUAGUCAGUUAUAAUUGCGGCAGAGUAAGUGGGACCCGAGGUCAACGGGCACCCCGCCUACAGUUUGGAGCUGCUGACUUCACGGAUCAAUAAUUUGCAUUGUGGAUAUUAAGUGCAGCGGUUCUUGGGGGCGGGGCUAGCCUGCUGGCGGACGCAACCAGCAACGGUUCUCAGGUCUCCUCCCCAACCCCCACUAGCUCUGCCCACCUUUCUGUCUCUCCGCCCUCCGACUGAACAUCCAGAAUUGGGGUGAGAGGAAGCAACUUGCGCUCAAGAACAACACCAGUACCCUUCUACGUGAUCUGCACCUUUAAACUCACUCGGUCCCAAACCGGACCCCGGAGGCACCACCCACAUCCGUCUAACAUCACUUCCUUAAAGGCUAGAAAAAAAAAAUCUGGGAACGCGAGGUGUAGGGUUGAGCCGCACUUGGAGAACAGCGCGGACUAUCUGCUAGGACUCCGGCCCUGCGUCUGCUGAGCCCAGUGGCGCCCGCGCACUUACCGCCAUGGAGCCGCGGCCUUGUCUCGGGGCCACCUGUUUGUUGGGCUUCAGUUUCCUGCUCCUGGUCACCUCUUCUGAUGGACAUACUGGGCUUGGAAAGGGUUUUGGAGAUCACAUUCAUUGGAGGACACUAGAAGAUGGAAAGAGAGAAGCAGCCGCCAGCAACAAGAGGUCCUUUAAGAGUCGAGGGAAACCGGAAGUGCCGUUUGCUUUCCGCUUUGCGUCAGACGCCGACAACCCGGAAGUUGAUGCUCGCGAUUGCACAUGGCAGCGCCCUGGAAAGAUGCCUCUCGUGGUGUUUUGUGGGUUGCCGUACAGCGGCAAGAGUCAACGCGCGGAAGAGCUUCGUGGGGUGUUGGCGGCUGAGGGUCGCGCCGUGUAUGUGGUAAAUGACGCGGCUGUGCUGGGCGCGGAGGACGCGACAGUGUACGGCGAUUCCGCCCGUGAGAAGGCGUUGCGUGGGGCCUUGCGAGCCGCGGUGGAGCGGCGCCUGAGUCGUCACGAUGUGGUUAUCCUCGACUCACUUAACUACAUAAAGGGCUUCCGCUACGAGCUCUACUGCCUGGCGCGGGCGGCACGCACCCCUCUCUGCCUGGUCUACUGCGUACGGCCAGGCGGUCUGAGCCGGGGACCUCGGGUGGCGGACGCGGAGGAUAACUGGAGCCGGAACGUCAGUGUGAGUCGGCAGCCGCUCAUUGAGGAAGAAGGGAGACCUCUGGCAGCCGGCACCCGUGUCCUCAGGGAAGCGCAAACAGUGGACUCUGUAUUAAAUGGGAGCGCCGGGGCAGACGUACCUAAGGAACUGGAGCAGGAGGAGGAAACCAGGGCUCCAGAUCUUCGAGCUCUCGUGCCUCCGGAAUUCGAGAAAUCUGCAAAACAUGUGUCCAGUGCCUUUUACCCGACCGAACUUCUGGAGGCCCUAACGCUCCGGUUCGAGGCUCCUGACUCUCGGAACCGCUGGGACCGGCCGCUCUUCACCUUGGUAGGCUUAGAGGAGCCAUUGCCUCUGGCAGAGAUCCGUGCUGCCCUAUUUGAGAACCGGGCUCCUCCACCCCACCAGUCUACACAGUCCCAGCCCCUUGCCUCCGGUAGCUUUCUGCACCAGUUGGAUCAGGUCACUAGCCAGGUAUUGGCGGGACUAAUGGAAGCGCAGAAGAGUGCAGUCCCUGGAGACUUGCUUAAGCUUCCCGGCACCACGGAGCACCUUCGGUUUACCCGGGCAUUGACCAUGGCCGAACUGAGUCGCCUCCGACGCCAGUUUAUUUCCUACACCAAAAUGCAUCCCAACAAUGAGAACCUGCCUCAGCUGGCCAACAUGUUUCUGCAGUAUCUGAGCCAGAGUCUACACUAACUUGAGAGUAAGGAGGAAAGUCAUGGUUCCUUAUCUAACCUCCCUUGGACUGUAUUUCUCUGGGAAUAAUAAUCUUGAAUGUCUGCAGAAUAUAAUGAUGUGUGAUACUAGAGCUAUUGUGACUGAUUUACUUACACUUUCCUGAAUGCUCCUGUGCCAGGCCAUGAGUUUACAGCAUAAAUUGAGACUAGAGAGAAUAAACUAGCUGUAGGAUCUUGGCAGAUUUCUCCAGAAGACAGAGGUCAGGUGGACAGCGCUUGCUUAGAUUGGGUUCUACUUGGAAUAUCACACACCAUUGAUUUCCCACAUCUGAAUUGUUGGAGACCAGACUGGAUGGAUGAAUUGUUUUAAAACAAUUGUGAACAGAAACUGAAGAUGGCACACUUCUGCAUUUGCAUUGGCCCUUCUUUCAUACCACAAAUAGUUUGUUUUGAAUAUUGGAGCUAAAUUUUUUGCUAUUCUCUAUCCUGGGGCCUGGGAUCACAGAAAAAUCCACUGGUUUCUGUCCUUAGGAAGCUUUGAUUCUAGUGGAAGUGGAAGACAUAACCACUAGAUCAUAUAAUCUAAUAAAAUCUUUUAGAAGAAGAA
Pteropus alecto (black flying fox) is the source of this 2983-nucleotide messenger RNA. RefSeq names its product thioredoxin domain-containing protein 12. The record is from RefSeq and is a predicted model, not a curated record. The transcript is spliced from 3 exons. Gene Ontology annotation, cellular component: endoplasmic reticulum. The coding region runs from base 1049 to 2395 and encodes 448 amino acids. NCBI's taxonomy places the organism in Eukaryota, Metazoa, Chordata, Mammalia, Chiroptera, Pteropodidae.